AUGAUGCUGAAAGCAGUGCUUGUGAUGCUGGCUGUCCUGAUGCCCCUGCUGCAGGCUUCAGGCCAAAUUGUCAACAUCAACCUCAACACUGGGGGCAACACAGGAGGGAGUGGCACAGCAGACAAGAGUCAGGUUGCUGACAACCUUGCUGCGCUGCUGAAGCAAACUGAGGGACUAUUCCAAGACACCAGCCUGCUGGAACCACAGCUACUGGACAUGUCAGAUGCUGGACAGAACAUGGUCAUCACUCUGUUGCUGGAACAGAACAAGCAGAUGCAGGGGCAGAUUAGGGAGUUGCGAGACAAGGAUGUGGCUGACUUGAAGAACCAGGUCAAGAAUCUCGCAUUGGAUCUCUGCCACAACAAAAUGACCUGCUGUAACCAGACCCUAGCAGGCUGUCCCAGUGGCUAUGAACUGUACUGUGAGAAGCCCGACAUGUGCUACAAGAUCUCUACCGACGUGAAAAACUACACCGACGCCAAGUCUGACUGCCAGGCUGACGGUGGGCACCUGGCUAUGCCUAAAGACCAGGCAACAAACGACUUCCUGGGCAAACAGGUCAUAGCCAGAAAGUACUACUUUGCCUGGAUCGGUCUGACAGACGAGGUGACAGAGGGAACCUGGAUGUGGGAGGACGGGACAAAACUCGGCACAGGCUGGAACAACUGGGGACACAGGGACCGCAGCUCCCGCUUUGCGCCGCAGCUGUGGCGGGCUGUGGCGGUCUGCGUCGAGCUGUGUCACAUGUGGUGA
Messenger RNA from Branchiostoma belcheri (Belcher's lancelet), 753 nucleotides. Its product is annotated as asialoglycoprotein receptor 2-like. NCBI's taxonomy places the organism in Eukaryota, Metazoa, Chordata, Leptocardii, Amphioxiformes, Branchiostomatidae. The record is from RefSeq and is a predicted model, not a curated record. The transcript is spliced from 5 exons. Bases 1 to 753 code for a protein of 250 amino acids.